AUGGCGGCCCCGGCCGGGGAGGCAGCGGGAGGCGGCGGCGGAUCCCCGUCCUCCGCCCGGCGGCGGCUGCGCAUCAUCUCCGGGCACCUGCGGGGCGCCCCGCGGGCCCCGGGCCGGGGAGCGCUCUCCCCGAGUCCCUGCAAGGCGCAGGGCGGCUCGGCCGGGCCGGCCUCCGGCUCCAUCCCGAAGAAGCGGCAAGAACUUUUGAAGUGGAAUGGAUGGGGAUAUAAUGACUCCAAAUUCAUCUUCAAUAAGAAGGGUCAAGCAGAAUUCACAGGAAAAAGGUACAGAUUAGGUGGUAUGGUAUUACCAACUUUUAAGGAAUGGAUAGAAAAAGCCUUUGGAGCAAGUCUGGAUCACAAAACUACCUCUAGAGCAUCCUUAAACGUUAAUGAUGUACCUCCAUCCAUUGUAAAUGAAGAAUUUCUUCAGGAUCUUAUAGCCACUAAAAUCUCAUACUCCCAGGAUGCAGAAGAUAGGGUAUUCAGAGCUCAUGGUCACUGCCUACAUGAGAUAUUUGUACUCAGGGAAGGAAUGUUUAAGCGAAUUCCUGAUAUAGUUGUAUGGCCUGUUUGCCAUGAAGAUGUAGUCAAAAUUGUGGAAUUAGCCUGCAAACACAAUCUCUGCAUAAUACCAUUUGGUGGAGGGACAAGUGUCUCUAGUGCCCUUGAAUGUCCUGAAGAAGAAAAAAGAACAAUUGUCUCACUGGAUACAUCACAAAUGAAUCGGAUUCUCUGGAUAGAUGAGAAAAACUUAACAGCUUGUGUAGAAGCUGGCAUUGUUGGACAAGAUCUGGAAAAACAGCUUGCUGAAAGUGGCUUCUGUACAGGCCAUGAACCAGACUCCAUGGAGUUCAGCUCGCUAGGAGGAUGGGUAGCAACACGAGCAUCAGGCAUGAAAAAAAACAUCUAUGGAAACAUUGAAGAUCUGGUGAUUCAUAUAAAAAUGGUAACUCCUAGAGGAAUAGUAGAAAAAAACUGUCAAGUACCUCGCAUGUCAACAGGACCUGAUAUCCAUCACUUCAUUAUGGGAUCUGAAGGAACCCUUGGAGUGGUUACUGAAGUUACGAUAAAGAUUCGUCCAGUCCCUGAGUACCAGAAGUAUGGCUCUGUGGUCUUCCCCAACUUUGAAAGAGGGGUGGCCUGCUUAAGGGAAGUGGCAAAACAGAGAUGUGCUCCUGCAUCAAUUCGCCUUGUCGACAACGCACAGUUUCAGUUUGGUCAUGCUCUUAAACCACAAGUUGCUUCCAUUUUUACAUCAUUUUUGGAUGGACUGAAGAAAUUCUACAUCACGAAGUUUAAAGGAUUUGAUCCCAAUGUACUGUGUGUAGCUACCUUGCUCUUCGAGGGUGAUAGAGAGAAGGUUCUUCAACAUGAAAAACAAGUCUAUGAUAUUGCCACCAAGUUUGGUGGCUUGGCAGCAGGAGAAGAUAAUGGACAGAGAGGAUACAUGCUGACAUUUGUCAUCGCGUACCUUCGGGAUCUGGGCCUGGAUUACUAUGUAAUAGGAGAAUCAUUUGAGACAUCUGUUCCUUGGGAUAGGGUUUUGGACCUUUGUAGAAAUGUAAAGGAAAGGAUAGUAAGAGAAUGCAAAGAAAAGGGUGUUCAGUUUCCUCCUCUUUCCACCUGUAGGGUGACACAGACCUACGAUGCAGGUGCAUGCGUCUACUUCUACUUUGCCUUUAACUACAGAGGAAUUAGUGAUCCUAUUCAUGUCUAUGAACAAAUUGAGAGAGCUGCUAGAGAAGAAAUACUUGCCAAUGGAGGAAGUCUUUCACAUCACCAUGGAGUAGGCAAAUUGCGGAAGCGCUGGAUGAAGGAGAGCAUCUCUGAUGUUGGCUUGGGAAUGCUGAGAUCUGUUAAAGAAUAUGUGGAUCCCAAUAAUAUCUUUGGAAACAAAAAUCUUUUAUAAAGCCCUGCACAAAUGAUGUACUAAAAAUUAAAAAUUACAGUUGAAAUUCCUCCACUUUAUUGUAUUGAUAUCCCAGUAAUCAAAUAUAACAUAGAUUAAACUUUAAAAACUAGUAAUUUACAUUGCUUUUUUGCUACUCCCUUCCCUCUCCCCCCAAUAAAGUAUAAACAUCACUGUUAAUGUUUAUGGACUUUUACUUACAAUGCUCUUAACCCACUGGGCACGAAGUACCCACCAGGAAAUGCAGAUUUGUUUUCCAAGUUCGGUGUAACACAGCUGACAGUAUUUUCAAUGCUGGAUACUGCCAGAUGUUUCUUACUUAAAGCAUCCACUGCAAGGAGGACAAAGACUGACAACUCUGUUUUCUACAGAAGCAGCUGCUCAACCCAGCCUCUUGCUAAAGGAAAGCUGCUAAGAGACAGGUGAGGGAACACCAAGGAGUACCUCACUGUACUGAAGGAUUAAGCAUGUAACAGACUUGUAACCAGCAAAUACUUAAGAGUACAAAUAUAGGCUUUGAUCAAAAGAGACAGUGUAAGCCAAAUUACUAAAAACUCAGUAGUCUCUCACUGUAGUACUACUUGAAAAUUAUACACAGUUGAACCGUUCUGAGUUGUAUUUGCAUUGCUGGGAUAAUCUUAAAUUAAUUGUAGGUCAGUCACUAGUUUUGUACAAUGGACAUUUCUCACUGUAUGUUGAAAACAGGUUUGUAACAAAAUUUUGCGUUCAUCUGUACUUCAGUCCUAGUGUGUAUAGUUUUUGUUCCUGUUUUGUUUGUUUUGCAUAGAUGCAAAAUACCUUUAUCAGUUAAAAAAAAAAGUUUUGGCUAUUCAAAUGAAACUGCCCAGCACUGUCUUUUGAAACAGUCUCAACAGUUUAAUAAAACACAACCUAAUGUUAUCCUGGAAGUGAGAUUUCCCAUUUAAGUUUUGUACAGUUUCCUAUGGCCUUUAUGAAUCAUUUAUUUACUUCACAAGUAGCAACAAUUUUAAUUGUCCAUUGAACUUUAUGAAAAUUAAAUAUUUUCUUGAUCAGUAUCAUGUGAGAGUAAGCAUUUUUACAUUGAAACUAAAUAAACUAAAAGUAUUUGUCAGUACUCAUGAUCCAUUUUUAAGGUGGGUUCUUUCUUAAAGCAAAUUAUCCAAUUUUUUGAUAAUUAAUGUAAAUGCUUAGGAUAGAAGAAAUACAGACUAUCCUUUGAGGACACUGUCUCUCUAGCCAACUGCUUCACAGCUCUGUAGUGUCAAUUUGGACACCUUUUGUAUUGGUAGUGCCCUUAAUGAGGAGAAAAAGAUAAAUUGCAUUUUUGUUUUUAAACUAUUUUAGAAUACUGUCUCAUUAGCUCUCAGUUUUGGUAAUAUACCAAAAAGAGUAUGAAGUGCUUGAAAAUAUACUGCAUAUCAGAAACUCUGAACUUGUUUAAAGACUAAUUUCAAUGCUGUACUUAAAAUUACUGAAAAACAUGAACACUCAAAACAUCACUUUAAAAAUGCAUGCUGUCGAGGUAUUUAAACUUUUUUAUGAUCUGCAGGUCGUAAGGCAGAAUGUUCAUGUGGUACUUAUAAUGCAGCUACAUUUAAUUUUGAAUGGUCUUUGUCUCACAACAUUUCAACAUAAAAAUAUAUAAUUUUUUUCUCUCCCACAGAGUUCAUAUUUCAGAAGUAACUAAAACAAUAGGUGUAGUCUGUUUUAGGAAACUGAGCCUUCACACUGUGGUUAAGUGUUCCUUAAGUACACAAAGGUGUCUCAGCAAAGUGAAUCUGCACGUUUUUGUGCAGAGCACUCCCUCAUCUCACCUGCUGCACAGUGGUGAUACACAGCUGGUGUAUUGCUGAUGACUUGUAUUGCUCUGAAGUGGAGACCUUUCUAGAAGCUGGUAAAUAUGAAGGGUGUUUAUGUGCCUCAAUGAAAGUUUAUGUCUAACUACGAAGAAUUAAUUUUGAAGGAAAGUAUGUGAAGCUUUUUUGCAGAAUGACAGCACAAAGAGAACUAGAACAAGUACUCAUAGCUUAGUUAAUACUGGUCUCUUAAGAUUUUGACUAAAGUACAACACAGCUCUACAAUGUCCUUCCCAUUUUUUAAUUUUCUCACUGUGGUUUGCUCAUCUCUUUUUUUGUAUUGAAAGUACACAGGUAAAAUCUCCUUAUACUCUCUAACGUUUAAAUAGCCUCGACUUCUGAAGUGAUUUAAAACGUAGUAAAGAUUUUUACUGUAUGUCAACUGUCAUAUGGAAAAGUGAAAUAACAGGCUCUAAGGUCUCAAAGCACUGUCACUGGAUAGCUCUGAGGAAAAGAUUAACUACAAAUGUAAUGGAUUUUUUUUUCUACUGGCUGCCCUGUUACUGUCUUCCUAAGUAUUUCUCUGUCUUAUGAACCCGUCAGAGCUUAGUGAAACUACAGCUGAAACAUGUAUUACUGUCUUUAACUUCACUUUUAAAUUCCUAGUGAAAAUAAAAAAAAAAUGUAAUGCAAGUUCAGAAGACCUAGAUACACACAAAUCAUUCAACAUUUAAAUGAAAUCUUACUUUCACUGAUUCUACAGUCUUCCACCACUCUUUCUUCUGUAUCUCUACUUUCUAUAGACUUCACUUCCUGUAGCUGCAGCCUGUUCAGAGAUGGAGUUCGAUCCAUGCAGAUCAGAAGUGCCGAUGCCUAACACGUGACUUUUGCAUUUGCUUGACUAUUUUGGCCAUAUGUAAGUUACAAGCAGUUUAAAUUAAGCUUGUAAUUACUUCCAAUUACAUAGCUUCUGCUCCCUUUGAAGGAGGAAAGGUGCAGAGUGGCUAUGGUUUGACUGUAAAAUAUGUUUACAUUGGAGAGACCUUUAUAGAAGUUUUGAGGGGAAAGAAGCAAAUCUGUUAGAAGUUGAUCCAGGAUCUAAAUCUUGCAGUCAAAGAAAAACAUGUCUUGAUUUGACUCAUAGUAUAUUGGUUAAGUUAGAGAUGUCAUCUUUGCCUUACAGCUGUGAACAGAGGCCAGGCCAAAUAGUUCUUCUGUAGCAAUGUUAAUUAACUGAAACAAAUCUCAAAGGCAGGGAUACAUUAGCACUGAAAUCCAGAAAACACAAAUUGCUUCUCAAUCUUGGAAAUGUGUGUUUAUCAAGGUUGUAAUUUAAUUUUCUGCAAAUAAAGCCAAACAGUGUUUGUCAUUUUAGUGUGAGAUUAACUGUAAAACUUCAGUUGUAAUGUUAAGAGAUUACAGAACCUUAUAUUAUUAAUAAAAAGAAAAUUGGCCUAAACAAGUA
Molecule: messenger RNA, 5154 nt
Organism: Empidonax traillii (willow flycatcher)
Lineage: Eukaryota; Metazoa; Chordata; Aves; Passeriformes; Tyrannidae
Gene: AGPS
Product: alkylglycerone phosphate synthase
Exons: 20
Coding region: 1-1911 (636 amino acids)
Biological process (GO): lipid biosynthetic process
Molecular function (GO): alkylglycerone-phosphate synthase activity; FAD binding
Source: RefSeq, a predicted model, not a curated record